ACGACAUUGAUCCCUAUCAUAAGAUCGUUUGUGCAUUUGCUGAUUCGGAACCCGCAUCUGACAAUCCAUUUUAUAAUAAUUGACAGAGACUUCGACAGCACUUGAUCUUUGUAAUCUUGACAUAUAAGUGAUUGUGAUAUAGCGCCUAAACAUGUCGAUGAGAUUCAUUCCUUCUGCACCUUAUGCUUCCGAGGCUCCCAAGCCAGACAUUGCUCGUGGAGAAAUCCCUGCUCUGCGGGAUCAUAUGGUGGCUGGAACUCCACCUGUGCCAAUGGCUGAUAGUCUUAAUACUCCCACUGAAGGACCUCACCCUUUGCAAUCACAUCUCAAGAACUGGGAUCAAACGCAGUACGAUAUGAAGUUGGAACAUCUUCGAAGACUAUUUGGUGCUCAUGAGCCUGUUCGAAGAGUGAUGGAACUAGAGGCAUGCAAAGAGAGUCUUCCAUUCUAUCCCGAGGUUCUGAAACGAGCCGACACAAUGUCUAUGAGUGGCGCUCCUGGUGCCCGCUUGGACAUUGCUCAAGAGAUUCUGCUUAGCCGGGAUCAGGUUGUCGACUGGGAGGAUAUUUAUGAAGGGAAUGAUACGGUACCUCUGGAUUUUCAUUCCGAUUUGGAACGAAGAAUGAGACUAUAACUGUAUCUAUGUGACUACAGAAUUUACAUAAUAUAAAUG
Messenger RNA from Myxozyma melibiosi, 673 nucleotides. RefSeq lists its product as uncharacterized. Gene Ontology annotation, cellular component: nucleus; cytoplasm. The transcript has 3 exons. The record is from RefSeq and is a predicted model, not a curated record. NCBI's taxonomy places the organism in Eukaryota, Fungi, Ascomycota, Lipomycetes, Lipomycetales, Lipomycetaceae. The coding region runs from base 152 to 634 and encodes 160 amino acids. Gene Ontology annotation, biological process: proteasome assembly.